AAUACAUUUUCAGUUUGUUCCGAUGAUAUUAAAACAUAUUUUUAUACAUCUAUGCAUGUAUCCAGCAGUGAUAUUUUCUCUAUACUUUCGAAAUAGUUUAAAGAUUACCAUAAAUAGACGGUAUAAACUCGUAAAUCAAAAGACCUUUUGAAAUCGCUAGCUUACAUUUUUAAGGUAUUACAAAAAAAAAAAACAAAACAAAAAAUCAACAUAUUGCAGGUUCGUUUUCACAAAUAAUGAAUAUAAUAUCUUAAAGGUAUUUAUGAAACAAGCCUUUAAUCAAAUACUAAUUGUGCCAUUUCCCGUUUUAAAAUUGUUCAAAACAAAAUAAAGAAUACCAAUCUGGCUGAAGUUGUACCUAUAUUAGAUUAAAAAUAAUAACAAAUUUGUAACAUUAUAAUAAAAAACAGUAAUGAAACAAAUAAAUAUUACAAAAUAAAAAUACAAUUCGAUCACCGAACAAUACUUUGCUCAUAACCACGAAGCUAUACAGUGUUUAUAUUGUUAAAUAUCUUGUAGGGAUAUUAUUAAAAUUUGUAUGUGAUGAUGAACGCAUAAACAUAAUGAUAUUCAGGUUAUUUAUUAUGUUUGUGACUGGAGGUUCCUACAAUUCCUUUAUCAGUGAAAACGGAUAUUCGUUUUAUAGCUCCACUUUCCCGUAGUCCUUUGAACAGAACAUUUGAAAAUCAUUUGGAUUUGCCGUUUAAGGUACAGAAUGAAACGAACUUGUUAUUUCAGACAAUUAGGAUAAUUGAAAUGGUUCUAUUGUAGCAUUGAGUUGAGAAUUUAAUUACUUUGAUUCAUUACAAAAACUUAAUGAUAAUACAUUGAAAAGCUUCAUAGAUAAUGCUUUUGUAAAUACUAAUGAAUAUACAUAUAUAAACACUUGAGUCUAACAAGAGAGAGCCACGCCACAGUCUAACAACUAUCCCCAAUCUAUUAACAAGAAUAAAAUAACCAUCGGGUCAAUACCAUGAGUUUCCUGAGUAGAGUGAAAGAAAAACUGUGGAGGAACGGUCAAAACCGAAAGCAAAUAUUUCUAAGAAAUACAUCAUUGGAGUUGUUAAAAUACGUCAUCGGUGAUAGACAUUUAUGGUGGAUAAAGCUAUACUUUAUAAUAAUUUUUGGUUCGCUUAUUUAUGUGGCCGUAAACUUAGCGGUUCGCGUUUUUGUUAAAUGGGAAGACACGCCAGUGAUUAUUGGAAUUAGUUCAACUAUGACUCCAAUUAGUAAGAUUCCAUUCCCUGCAAUAACAGUUUGUAAUAUGAAUCAGGCAAAGAAAUCGAAAGUAGAAGAUUUAAUACCUGGAUCGCUAGGAUAUUCCAUGCUACAGAAAACUUGUUAUAAAGAGAAUACUUAUGGCAAUUUUACAAAAUCGAAUCAUCGUUAUAAAAACGAAACGUUCCCCAACUUUAUACUAAAUGUUUCUGAGAGAUGCGAAGAUUUGAUAGUGUCAUGCAUGUUUCAUAAAAAAAAGUUACCAUGCACUGAUAUCUUCAGAGAAAUCUUUGUAGAUGAGGGCUUGUGCUGUGUAUUCAAUUUGUUGCAUCCAUAUUAUUUAUACAAGUUCAGGCCAACAUACAUUCGGGACUACACCUCAACGAAUAGGUUUGCAGACAUUGCAGUGGAUUGGAAUCCUAUAUCUGGCUAUCCACCGAAACUACCGUCCAGCUAUUACCCGCGGCCAGGAGUUGGCGUUGGCAUUGCUAUGGGCUUACAAAUAAUACUCAAUGGUCACGUGAAUGAUUAUUUUUGUUCCUCUACAAAUGGACAAGGAUUCAAAGUGCUAUUGUAUAACCCAAUCGAUCAACCACGUAUGAAGGAAUCUGGAUUACCAGCAAUGAUCGGGCAUCAGACAACAUUUCGUAUAAUCGCGCGGAGCUUUGAAGCCCUGCCCAGCAUUCGUAACAUCCAUCGAACUAAACGACAAUGUAUUUUUAGCGAUGAAGAAGAACUUUACUUUUAUCGUUAUUAUACGCGACGCAACUGCGAAUCUGAAUGCGAUGCAUUGUUCUUCCUUCGACUGUGUGAUUGUAUUCCAUACUAUCUGCCGUUGGUGUUUGCUAACGCUACAGUAUGUGAUGCGGCUCAGUUUGAUUGCUGGAAUAAUGCGGAAUUACAGAUCUUUGACAAGAAAAGAUCUGAAUGUAAAGAUUUGUGCCUAACCAGUUGUCAUGAUCUGACGUUCUUUCCUGAUGCUUUCACAACUCCUUUUAGCCAACAGGACCUGAAGGCCCAGAGUGAUUAUUUAAAGAAUUUAUCAAAUGAAUAUAUCCGAAAAAACUUGGCAGUAGUAAAUUUCUACUUCACAGAAAAUUAUUUUAGAAGCAAUGUGAGGACUUCGUACACCGGACCAACUGAAUACAUGUCUUUAACUGGUGGUAUCAUGAGCCUUAUGAUUGGAUUUAGCGUUAUCUUUAUCGCCGAAAUUCUUUAUGUUGUUGUUCUAUUUUUCAUAUUAUUAUUUUUCAAUCUUUAAUGUGACCAGUCAAUAACGACAUAUCUGCUAAUAAACAAUUACACUGUAUA
Drosophila miranda is the source of this 2529-nucleotide messenger RNA. RefSeq names its product pickpocket protein 28. Gene Ontology annotation, molecular function: ligand-gated sodium channel activity. Gene Ontology annotation, cellular component: membrane. The transcript is spliced from 5 exons. Gene Ontology annotation, biological process: sodium ion transmembrane transport. Bases 974 to 2479 code for a protein of 501 amino acids. The record is from RefSeq and is a predicted model, not a curated record. Lineage: Eukaryota; Metazoa; Arthropoda; Insecta; Diptera; Drosophilidae.